Molecule: messenger RNA, 2639 nt
Organism: Melanotaenia boesemani (Boeseman's rainbowfish)
Lineage: Eukaryota; Metazoa; Chordata; Actinopteri; Atheriniformes; Melanotaeniidae
Gene: nudt6
Product: nudix (nucleoside diphosphate linked moiety X)-type motif 6
Exons: 5
Coding region: 436-1383 (315 amino acids)
Molecular function (GO): NADH pyrophosphatase activity; NAD binding; ADP-ribose diphosphatase activity
Source: RefSeq, a predicted model, not a curated record
AUUCGACAUUAUUCUAAUAAGCCAACUACGUUUUUGUAAAGUAUUUGGUUACUUUAGAGUUUUGUUAGCUUCCUUGGUUUGGAUUUUAGCGACAUUAGAGCAAUAGCUGAUGGUAAAAAUGGGAAUAUUGCAUCUAAAUUAUUUUGCUGGUUUAAAUAAUUUAAAGCCGAAUUGAAAAUUGUUUUAUUAAGAUCCUUUGACGGUAAAGUGCAUCGUAGCAAAUAGGUUUUAAAAUGAUAAUUGACAUAAAUUAGCGUUUCUGUGAUACAAAUCUGGGGUAGGCUACUAGCUAGCAUCUUUUAAACUGAUCAUUACGGUAUUUAUGCAAUUUCCCGUGUGGACUUUUACGUAACUGUACAGGACACCAUGAGCACACACCGGCUGUUAACUGAACAUAUUUAGCUUUUAAACGGUUACUUCUGGGUCUGCUGGAAGAUGGCUGGUUGUGCCUUCGUGUCCAGAUUUUCGCCGCUCGUGAGAAGACAGUUUUGUUGUAAACUGUCUUCCUCGCGCACACCAGUUAGUGCCUUUUCCUGCGCUAUCGUCUGCUCUCAGCUACAGAAAGCAGAGGGGACCAGCGCUCUGACAGGCAAAGUGGACCGGUUCGGUGGGGUGACAGUCAACCUUGGUGAGAUCGGACUGCCUGCGGACAUCAGCGAAAAUUCAUUCAGCAGAUUAUUGCAAGAUUCUUUAAACCAGUGGAAAGCAGAGGGGAAGGUGGCAGUGUGGUUACGAGUACCCAUCUCACUGAGUCGAUGUGCUGCUGCCGCCUCCACUCAUGGCUUCACCUUCCAUCACACCAAAAGUGACCACGCCAUGCUGGCUCUCUGGCUGGGGGAAGGGGAAAGCAGGCUUCCAGGGUUUGCUACUCACCAAGUUGGAGUAGCAGGUGCAGUUGUCGACGAGUCCACUGGAAAAGUUCUUGUCGUCCAGGAUAAAAAUAAGACAAAGAAUGCCUGGAAAUUCCCCGGUGGUUUGUCGGAUCCAGGAGAAAAUAUCGGCGCCACUGCUGUUCGUGAAGUUUUUGAGGAGACCGGCGUUCGAUCCGAGUUCAGAUCUCUGCUCAGCAUCCGGCAGCAGCACAACCAUCCUGGCGCCUUCGGCAUGUCAGACAUGUACAUCAUCUGCCGCCUGAGCCCGCUCACCUACGAGAUCAACUUCUGCACUCAGGAGUGUCUGCGCUGCGAGUGGCUGGACCUCAGCGAGCUGGCCAGGACCAGCAGCACCACUCCCAUCACCUCACGCAUCGCCAGGCUGCUGCUCCACGGUCUGGAGCACGGCUUCGACAAGAUCGACCUCACCAUGGAGGAGCUCCCCGCCAUUUACUCCGGGAUGUUCUACCAGCUGUACCACAGACAGCUCCCUGCAGCGCUAAGAUCAUAGGGAGCCAUCACAAUUUAAGGCUGUGAAUGCUCAUAUUUAAACUAUUUAUAUAUGGACUGUUACUUUUAAAACGUGUGAAGCUGCAGGUUUUUAGAGGUCAUGCAUUUAGAGGUCUAUCGCAGUUUUAUUACUGCUGUUUUAAUUGGUUUAUUUUUGAGGGCCACAUUCAGACACUACUGCUGAUCUUGACUAAUUUUAAAGAUUCUGUUCUGAAAUCUGCUGUAAUAAGAUUUUAUAAUCAGGACUGAGAUAGCUGUAGCUUGUUAACUAACUUGGGGACAGUUUGCCUAACAUAAACAAACUAAACUGGCUGGAAUAGUAAUAUUUAUUUAAUAGACUAGCCAGCCACGAGGGAAGAUCGAUGUUUGUAGAACAAGGAAAAUGUUCUCCGCUUUUGUUCAUUUUGGGGUAAUUGAAGCGGCAGGUACCAGUUGUAGUGAAAUUGUAGUGAAACUGGAUUUAUCUAGAAGCAGCCUGGUAUGAAUCUCUGGGACUGUUAGUCAAAAAUAAAGCUGACUAAUAAAACAUGUUUUAGGAUAAAAAAGUGGAGCAUCACAGCUAUUUUGGGCAAUGCUAAUGGAUCUCUGAUUUCAUUGCCGUCACAUCUUCGUCAGCAUCUUCGGUAUCUCACAACCAGAUCCCCCACUUAGCACUUAGCAGACAUGGGAAGGAAAAGAAUGGCCUUCUGACCCGGUCCAGUUUUGUUUCCAGACUUGUACUGGCCAGUCCGCUUCAGCGCCACGUACAUGUUCGGAUACUUCCUGGAGCGGUAGGUGUUGUAGUUGUUGCUCUCAAGCCGUUCUAAGAAGUAGCACUCGUCUGUCGCUCGCCUCUGGAGAGAAGGAACAAUAUCACAUGAGUGAAUGGUGAUCUGAUGCUAAUGCUGCUAUUUACUGUGGAAAAGAGAGGAUUUAAAUCUGCAGUCAUCCAAAUACAGAACCAAAACCUAAAGGAAAUGUAGGGAAAACUGAAAGAAAACCCUUAUGGGAAUUGUGUACAAAAUUCCAACCAAUAAAAACUGGCCAGAAAAUGCCACUAUUUCUCUUUUUACUUGCAUAUAAGUCGAUAUAUUUAUUUAUGUAUAAACUAAACCUAAAAGACAUUUGCCUAAUUUUGUUUGGAUACAUUUUAAUCUAAUUUAUUUAAAUGGUUUAAUUGAAAGGGAACAGCCAUUAAAUCAUUGAAUAAUCAAGGAAAAAAAAACAUGUAAAUAAUGUCUGAUGGAGCAGGAAAUACAGAAAGUUAUUUUUUGUGUG